Epithele typhae is the source of this 915-nucleotide messenger RNA. RefSeq names its product Nitroreductase-like protein. Gene Ontology annotation, biological process: cellular response to oxidative stress. NCBI's taxonomy places the organism in Eukaryota, Fungi, Basidiomycota, Agaricomycetes, Polyporales, Epitheliaceae. The transcript has 3 exons. Bases 1 to 915 code for a protein of 304 amino acids. The record is from RefSeq and is a predicted model, not a curated record.
AUGACGUCGUCAGAAUCUACGCGCAAAGGGCAUGCCUCGGACGGUGCAACACUUCCGAGCGCGAGGCCCCAGGCUCGCGGAGGCACGUUCUCUGGCGUACUCCCAAUCGUGGGCGCCGUAGUUGUCCUCCUGCUCGCCUUCCUCUUCAACACCGAACCGUUCCAGCAGGCCUUCAACACCGCCCAAACCUCCGCCUCCUCAGAUGUCUCUUCGACUGGAACAUCCGAUGCGUUCCUCGCCGCCGUCAAAACACGCCGGUCGAUCUACACUAUCACCUCGGAAUCGCCCAUCCCUGACGACAAGGUCGUGCAGAUCGUGCCGACGCCGUCAAACACGUCCCGUCCUCCUUCAACGCGCAGUCGUCCCGCGUGCGCCGUCGUGCUCUUCGGCGACGCCCACCAGAAGCUGUGGCAGAUCGUCCUCCAUACGCUCAAGCCCAAAGUCUCCCCCGAGCAGUACGAGAUGACCGAAGCCAAGGUCACGAGCAGCUUCGCCGCCGGCCACGGCACCGUCCUGUUCUUCGAGGACUCCGCCCCGGUCACCGCGCUCCAGACCGCGUACCCGUCCUACGCCGACAAGUUCCCCGGCUGGGCGCAGCACACUAGUGGCAUGCUCCAGUUCAUUGUUUGGACCACGCUCGAAAACGAGGGCCUCGGCGCGUCGCUGCAACACUACGCGCCGCUCAUCACCCCUCAGGUCCUCGCCGCCUGGGGUCUGCCCGACACGUGGGAGCUCGUCGCACAGAUGCCGUUCGGGACGCCAUCCGCACCACCGGGCGAGAAGACAUUUUCGCCCGUCGAGGACCGGAUCAAGUUUUCGGUGUAUCGUAGAGUGUCCACUGCUUGGGAUGCGUGGCGGUCACCGGAUAGAAGCGCGCGUUCAUUCGAGAUUGAAAAGUCAUGUGGUCAGAUUUAG